AUGAUGGUCCACUGUGCCGGGUGCGAACGGCCCAUCUUGGACCGGUUCCUCCUCAACGUGCUGGACAGAGCCUGGCACGCCAAGUGCGUCCAGUGCUGUGAGUGCAACUGCAACCUCACCGAGAAGUGCUUCUCCAGAGACGGAAAGCUCUAUUGCAAAAUUGACUUUUUCAGGCGAUUUGGCACUAAAUGCGCGGGCUGUCUGCAGGGAAUCUCGCCGAACGACUUGGUCCGCAAAGCUCGAAGCAAAGUGUUUCACCUAAACUGCUUCACCUGCAUGGUGUGUAACAAACAGCUGUCCACGGGAGAAGAACUCUAUGUGAUAGACGAGAACAAGUUUGUGUGCAAAGAUGAUUAUCUGAGCUCCGGGGCCAUAAAGGAAGUCAACUUGAACUCAGUGUCGUCGUGCACAGAUAGGAGUUUAUCGCCGGAUCUGCAGGACCCAAUACAGGACGACAUAAAAGAGACGGACAAUUCAACGUCCUCAGAUAAGGAAACGAACAAUAUUGAGAACGAGGAGCAGAACUCUGGGGCCAAAAGGCGGGGGCCCCGGACCACCAUCAAGGCCAAGCAGCUGGAAACGUUAAAGGCUGCUUUUGUUGCCACGCCGAAACCGACCCGGCACAUUCGAGAACAGCUGGCACAGGAAACAGGGCUGAACAUGCGCGUCAUCCAGGUCUGGUUCCAGAACAGAAGAUCCAAAGAACGGAGAAUGAAGCAGCUGAGCGCUCUGGGUGCCCGACGGCAUGCCUUCUUCAGGGGCCCGAGGAGGAUGAGGCCGCUGGGAGGCAGGCUGGAAGACCCAGACAUUUUAGGACCUGGAGCCUACGGUUACUAUGGAGAAUACCAAGGUGACUAUUAUGGACCAGGGAGCAACUACGACUUCUUUCCCCAUGGCCCUCCAUCAUCACAGGCUCAAUCUCCGGCCGACUCCCCCUACAUCCUGGGCUCUGGUCCCGGAGCGAUGGAGGGUUCAGGCCACCACCCGUCAGAUGACCAAAGGUUCACGGACAUGAUCUCCCAUGCGGAAACUCCCAGUCCAGAGCCGGGCUUACCAAACUCACUUCAGCCUGUCCCGGGGGAGGCAUUCGGGGGUGGGCCCAGUCCUCCUUUCUCCUUGGCCAGUAAUUCCAGUUACAGCGCUCCAAUGUCCCACCAAGGCCAGGAGAUGGGAGAAACCACCGCAUGGUAA
Molecule: messenger RNA, 1191 nt
Organism: Pelmatolapia mariae (spotted tilapia)
Lineage: Eukaryota; Metazoa; Chordata; Actinopteri; Cichliformes; Cichlidae
Gene: lhx5
Product: LIM homeobox 5
Exons: 5
Coding region: 1-1191 (396 amino acids)
Biological process (GO): regulation of transcription by RNA polymerase II; neuron differentiation
Cellular component (GO): nucleus
Molecular function (GO): RNA polymerase II transcription regulatory region sequence-specific DNA binding; zinc ion binding; DNA-binding transcription factor activity, RNA polymerase II-specific
Source: RefSeq, a predicted model, not a curated record